Messenger RNA from Saprolegnia diclina VS20, 1621 nucleotides. RefSeq lists its product as hypothetical. Bases 12 to 1598 code for a protein of 528 amino acids. Gene Ontology annotation, cellular component: membrane. Gene Ontology annotation, molecular function: monoatomic ion channel activity. NCBI's taxonomy places the organism in Eukaryota, Oomycota, Saprolegniomycetes, Saprolegniales, Saprolegniaceae. Gene Ontology annotation, biological process: calcium ion import across plasma membrane. The record is from RefSeq and is a predicted model, not a curated record. The transcript is spliced from 3 exons.
CGACAACAGCCAUGCAAGCAGCGCGCCUCAACCACCAGCACCGAGACGUCCGUCGCGCCCCCUUUGCCAUUGGCGCAUUGCGCCGCUACAUCGCCAACAACCGGGUGCGCAACGCCGCGAUCGAGCUCAACAAAGUCAUCGACACUCCAAACAACGGCUUCCACGACGCCUUGAUUCGUGAAAUCUACGGCAACGGAGGCCAACUGCGCCACUCGAUCCUGUUUAUGAUCCUGCGCCACCCAUUGACCAAGGAGCUGCUCAACCACCCGGUCAUGCGCGAAGUUGAGAACAUCAAGUGGCAGAACUUUGCGUGCUGCAUGUACAUGCAGCAACUCAUGCUCUACCUUUUGCUGCUGACGACGCUGACGCUUUCCGUGACGAUGGACCUCGGCGACGGCGAGUCGCCCAUCUUCCACACACAGCUGCUCGUUUGGCUCAACGUCGGCGUCGCCCUUGUGCUUGGGCUUGUCGCGACCAACUUUUUCCACUACGCGAACCGCAAGCUCUGGGCCGUCAAGACCAUCGGCGUCAACGGUCUUGUGCUCAUUGCGCUCAAUUUGUGCGCUGAUUCGAUCGCUGGCCAUGUCAACUGGACGUGGUUCGUGCGCUGCAACAACGUCGUGCUGACGCCCACGGCGCUCUUCUUCAUCCGCUUCGAGAUCCUCGAGCUCUUCGGCGAAGUCAACGUCGACGCGAACCCGAGCUUUGUGCAGCAGCUCGAGGUCGCGGUCGAGGCCAUCUGCGACUUCUUUCUCAACUUUGUCGGGCGGGCGAGAUCGCACUACUUCGAGUCGUUCUUCAACAAGGUCCAGCUCCCGACCUUCGUCGCGAUCCUUGUCUUUGUCAUCACCGAGACCUUUUACCCCUCCAGCGACGACGUCCGCUUGUACUUUGGCAUCAUCAUCACCUUCGCCUCGUGGGCGCUCGGGAUCCAGUACCUCGAGAUCCACGGCACGGCUGGGUACCUCAUCUCGCUCAUGACGUUCAUGCUCAAGGACGUCGUCAAGUUCAUGGCCUUCUACCUCCCGUUCCAGUGCGCGUAUGCGAUUUCUUACUACCUCUUGUUUGAAGGCCGCGGCGUCGACGCCUACGCAACCAUCGCCCACAGCUUUGUGACCACGUUCCUCGUCAUGCUCGGCCAAAUCGAACUCGAACCGUUCGAGAACCUCCCGGCGCCGGGCCCGUAUGUACUGGGCUACACGCUCCUCCUGACGCACGCGACGCUUGUGAUUGUCAUGCUCCUCAACGUCCUCAUUGCGAUGCUCAACAAGUCGAUGGAAGAAAUCAUGGAGAAGGCCAAGCUCGAGGCGCGUGUAAGCUUCGCCGAGUGCAUCCUCCGCAGUGAGAAGACCAUUGGUCUCCGCCCGAUGCCGGUGGUGCCCGUGGACGAAGUCAUGCCGCUUGUCAACAACCAUAUGCUGCUCGAGAUGGAGGCCGCCGCUGACGACGACGACAUGUCGGACGACGAGCCCGAGAUCGACGACGAGACCCAAAUCGCCGAGCUGCGCGCCAUCGUCCUUGACGAACGUGCCCGCAACGACCGCCUCGAAGCCAUGCUCCGCAGUCUCACGCAGCACUUUGAUAUCGUCGUGCAGUAAACAUUGUUAAUCCCAUAUCUUUU